AACGAAAUAAUGAGGUUCCUAGUCAUGGGACCUGAUCAAUUCAGACACAUGGUCCUGCCACAAUUCGGCAUGUGGGGAGUGAGAUAGUUUCUCAUUUCCUAACCAUUCAACUGCUUAACAUUUUAAUUCUUCUUGGCCACUGAAGAUGACGUCUUUAGCUCAGCAACUGAAACGUCUUGCUUUGCCACAAGGUCGGGCUGGCACUGUAACUCAUGACAAGCACCGUAAAUCGCUGCUCUUUGAUUCAAAGGAAGCUGCCACAUUAGAUCGAGAAACCUUCUAUGCUUUAGGUGUGAAUGGUCUCCAAGAAUUGGAAAACAUUGAUCCUACCUUUCAAGAGUUUGAAAAUACCCUAUUUGACGAAGCCUCAAAGUCGCUUGAGCGUUCCAUCCAGACCCAGGAAGUCAAUGCCCGGCUUGAUCGUAAGAUUCGACGGUUCUUGCUGCGACUGUCACCAUUCUUCUUGUUAAAGCCGGCGCAGAAAGCCACGGAGUGGCUCAUUCACAGAUUUUCCAUUCACGAGUACAACGUUGACGACUUACUGGCAUGUGUCAUCCCGUACCACGACACCAAGAUCUUUGUCCGUGUGGUUCAGCUGCUGAAUCUGCAGGAAGAUACUAACAAGUGGCACUGGCUUCAACCCAUACAGACUCCUGGUGUGCCUUUGUCAAGGACAACUGUCAUCAACCAGUGCUACAAAGAUCCAGGCUUCCUUCGGUUUGUGUGUGAGCUUGUGCUAUCAGCCAUUAAGGCUCAUAAACGAGUAACCACCCACUCACCUGAUUAUGAUGACCCUUCGUCUACGGAUGGUGAAGCGCCCUCUAGCUCAGCUGACUCGUUGCUGCGAGUCGUAACAUGUUUCUACUGCUCAGCUGUCGUUGGGGCGAUUGAGUUUGCCAAACAUGUGAAUGAGAAGCUCCUGUCUGGGAUCCUUCCUUAUGUCUUGAAGGGUCUGAAAUCCAAGUUUGCAGACUACCAGGCAUCUAGCUACAUGAUCACCUGUCAGCUUGCUAUUAAAGUCAAGAUGAAGAUGGAUCUAGUAGAUCCUAUCAUCAGAAGUAUAUGUAAGCAUCUGACUCCUACCUUGGCCGUGGAAGGAUUAUCUUGCGUUGCUAUCCUCUGCCAUACUCAACCUGUCCAAGAAUUUCCAGAGAGUGCCUUCAAGAAACUGUGUACUUUUACCAGUACACUGAGUGCAUUGGAGCUGCUGUCACAGGCAGCAAACUCAACCCCUCUGUUGAAGCUGUUUCUCACUAGGCUCAUCAGUGCAACAAUGCACAGUGAAGCAGAGGAGCACCAGGAUAACAUGGGGGAGGAGGAAGGCAAUAUAUACUCAGCCAUGCUGGAGGGAAUCUUAUCCAGAGUUCAGCUUGAGGCCAGCUUGAGAAAGGAAAUGGCAAAGAUGCUUCUAAAAGAGUAUGUGAAUGUGAGAAAAGAACUUGGGAAACGGACGUCGUUGGUGAUGAGUUUGAAGGAGAGAGUGUCAUCUGUUGUUGCAGCUUUGGAAAGAAGGUAUCCAGAAGCCAUGGAUGUAGCCAUUGGAUCGGUCAUGUCUCAAGACAUGGACACCAAAGAUCAGAAACUCAUUCAAGAACUCGUCUCCAUGUCUGUCUCUGCAUCCAAGCAUCAGCCUAUAUCAGGAACCAAGACGACACUAAUCCUGAGUCUGAACCAUGCAAAUGCUGACAUAAGACUUCUAGGAGUUCGGCAUCUAAGAGAGAGAAUUGAAGCGGGUGAAUCGUUGGAGGAGUUCUGUAUCGAGUCGUUGCUACAGCGUCUACAAGACGAUAAGCUGCAUGUGGUGAAUGCUGCACUCCAAAUUGGCCAACCAUUGUGCAAGCUUCUUCCGCAGGACAAAUUGUUUGAAAUUCUGACGGGUAUUCUACGGAAGGGAAAGAUGAAGACAAGUAAAGGAUUAACUUCCAUCAAACUCUCCUUGAAGCUUCUUGGGAAUGGACAUCUUUGGAAUAUUAGCAAAGAUCAGCAGGUAUCUCUUGUGCCCCUUGUCUUACCCUAUAUGAUCUACCGAAGCGAAGAGACUGCUGAGACAGCUAAGGAAUUAAUUGACAUCAUUAAGACGUCUACAAUGCUGAUGGGUCUGAGGAUUUUCCAUGGCAUUGGCAAGGCUUAUCAAGGACAGACUUUUGAUACCUCCGCAGUAACCAGCUCCUUGAUUGAAAUCCUGGCUCUCAACUUGGCAAAGUGUGGCCCUAAUGAGCAGAAGAAAAUGAUUGCCAGCCUCACGUCUUAUGCUGAUCAACCUCGUGCCCACCAAUCCUUCUACAAUGUAUUGCUAGACUUCCUCCUUCUCAGGGUCAUGCAUCAUACCAAGGAUCAAGUGCAGAAGUUGCGGGUUGCUGACAUUUUGCUUCAACUCCUGGAGAAGGAUGUGAAGAGGAUGUUGGACCCAGGCCUCACCCUCACCCAGCCGGGAGAGCCUUUACCAAGACUGAGUGGUAACCAUGACAACCUACCUACGGAAGUGCAUGCUCAUCUCUGCAAUCUACUGAUACAAAGACAGAAGCAACAACAUGGCGGAGUCAAUCCCAGAAUGCAUCAGUCUCAGGUGGAGACGACACUGUGGUGUCUGGAGAGCAUUGUAGGAGAAAUCAAAAUGCCGCAAGGGCUCAAGUCACAGCCAAAGAUGUGGGCGUCUGCCAGAUGGAAAGAUGACCCGAUCAAUUCCUACCUGACAUGGCUCCUGCAUCUGGUUGACCUUUUGACCCAAGCUGCUGGGGUCAAAGAGAAAAAGGUUCAACAUGCCCCAGAGUUUAAGAAUAUCUUGACAAAAGUUGUACAGGACCACUUGUGCACACCGGAUCUCCUCUGGAACUUUCUGUGUCUUGUCUGGACCCUACCUCAUCAGUCGCCAAGUACCCAGUUUUACCCCGUGUCCGUCUUCUACCUGGCACGAUGUCUUCAUAUCGGCCUGACCAGUACCAAGGAGUCAUCCAUGACCUCGGAGGUCGUGACCCGACUGUUGGGUCAAGAGUCAGAAGUUCUCCCCUCCAUGCUUGUGGUGAUGUCCACUGACCUGGAGCCAAUCAGACAAGCCGCUGUACAUUGUCUUCAAUCCUUAUUGGCCAAUUUGAAUGACGAUGAUUCCAAGACGCCCUACAUCCAACUAUCUCAAUUCCUCAUCAGUAAGGGGGAUGGAAUCAUUGCAGAUGCUGACUACUUGAAACAGGCCCUGAAAUUGUACUUUGCCAAUGUCAGCUCAGCUGCAAAGGUAGACCAGCCUCAACCGCCGGCCACACCCAGAAAGAAGAAGAAAGGAAAGGGUGCCGCAGCCGAGAAUCUGCAUCCUAAGAUCCAAUGCUUGAAUUGGUUGUUGGUGUUUGUCAACAAGGAGAGCACACCGUGGCAUUUACAACGUGCUGUCCUGUCAGUGAUGUCUGAAGUUCAUAACGAGCACAUUCUGUCUUUGCUACUGGACAUGUUCCAUGAUCUCGUGGAUCCAAGUCAGGCCAAAUCAGGAAUGAACGAUGACAAGGCAGUGAUUCUAGACAGCAUUAUCCGACGUUUCAUCCCCGAAACGGCAGCUCUCUUGCAACAUUGUUUUGAUGACAUUGUUGUUGGCUUGAAAAGAGAAAAAGAUGUGCCUCCAUUGGGGAAAUCUCCACAAAAGAUGAUUCUUAAACAGAUAACACCAGCCUUCUUCAGUGCGAUACCGACAAGUGUCUUAAAGCAGCAACUCCUAUCAAGUUUGAUAGAUCAGCAGGUAGCUACCCAAAAUUCACUGGUGGCUUCUAGCAUCGGACGAACCCUCAGAAAGUUGCCCCUUGAAGCCGAACAAAUUGUAAAUGAACUCAACAAAUUUCAGGCGGAUGGAAAAGUAACAAGUCUGAGAGGUGCCAAGAGAGCAAGGGGCGGCAAGAGAGAUCCAGAAGCAGGCCAGUGGCAACGUGCUACUCAUAUCUUAGAGUUCCUACAACAAAAGAAACUCAGGAAGAUUGGAGGGUUGGUUCAGCUGCUCCCAGCACUGUUUCAUCUUCUGUCAAGAUGUCUUGAGCAGGAUUCAGCAGACCAGGAGACUUCUAUGGAGUACCUCAAGCAACUCAUCCUGACUACAAUACUGAACAUCUGCAACAGACUAUCGCCUGACAACAAGCCCCUACCAGCUGAUGUAUUGAGCCAGGAACAGUUCAAUGUAGAGCUGGUUGUACAGUGUAUACGGACGUCUGAAGAUCCACAAACCCACCGCCAUGCUUUGAUGCUACUAGCUGCUGCAGCUGGACUAUUCCCCGAUCACGUGUUGCACAACAUCAUGGCUAUUUUUACCUUCAUGGGUGCUCACAUGUUACAUCGAGAUGACAGCUAUAGUUUUCAGGUCAUCAUACGAACCAUUGAGACUGUCAUACCUGCGCUUAUCAAGGCGAGCAACCAGCAGUCCCUGCCUUCUAGUCUUGGAGGCGGUGUUGAGGAAGUCGUUGUCAUGGUGAUGCGGGUCUUUGUUGAUGCCUUUCCACACAUUCCAGAGCAUCGACGAUUGCCUCUCCUCAGCCAGGUGAUGAUGACAGUGGGCCAGGAGACAUACUUGUCUAAGAUGUUAGCUUUACUCAUUGGUGGUUACGUUACCAAGGGAGCAGCAGCAAUGCACCCAGGAGAUGAGAUCGAUGUCAAGGGGCCAGGUCGUAGUAUUGAUUUCUGGUUGGCACUGUGCCAACAGUUCUCCCCGGAAGUUCAGAUAACCAGUCUAACCAAGUUAUUGGAGUAUGUAUCAACGCUGACAGAAGACAAGGAAACUGAUAAGAGACGACCCUCCAUGGCCACCAGACAGACCGGCACCAGACUACCUCAGCACAAAGCUUCCACCAAUCAGGGACCAGUAUUUUCUGCUGAUCCUCAUAUCUGUGCUCGUCAGAUGAGACAGUUCCGAUUCACUGCUGUCUGCUUCAUGCCUCACGUCGUCUCAAACACUGACUUUGUGGAAAAGGUGGUGAAUGCUACUCCAGAGGAGGCAAACAAUUUGAAAAAGUUGCUGCAAAGAUUGCUGGAAGUCCUGUUAGGUUACAUCAGCCAGGUUGCUCAGAGUGUCCAUCGCAAUGCAGGAAAGGAAACAGCUAAAUUCUGGAAGGCUUUAUUACAUCGAUCUUAUGAUGCACUGGAUAAGGUAAAUGCCCUCCUGCCUGCACAUAUCUUCAUUGAUGUCAUAGUUCAUCUCCUAGGUAACAAGCUAGCAACCAUCAGACGUAAGGCUAUGGACUUACUGAACAACAAGCUUCUUCAGCAUCAAGAUUACUUUGGCAAGGAACAGAGUAAAGGUUUGUUGGGCUUGAUCUCAGGUCUCCUGACAAUCGCCAUGGCUACCAAGGAUGAAGCCACGGUUACGGAUGAGGUGGAUGUGAAUCGUCAUACUGCCCUCUAUAGUUUGAAACUUCUAUGCACACUUCUAGGAGAGAGUCAUUUGAAAGAAUUUGGACCGGUGUUGGAAGCAUCUGUCGGGAUUUGUGAAGAGGAGGGCGUUAACACACAGGUGCAGGGGAGUGCAAUGCUAUGCCUUGCAGAGUGCGUACGUGUCUUGAGGGCGCACUCCAUUCGUUACCUCCCCCGUCUUAUGCCACGCCUCUUGGACGUUUUGGCAAGCAAAGAGAUAAUCGUCAGCUCUGACUUUCAACUCUUGAGUGCCGUGACUGCCGUUCAGAAGGUGAUUGAGACUCUACCUCACUUCCAGAGCCCCUACCUAGUGGAUCUGCUCUUGCAAAUUUGCCGUCUGUCAAGCGAUAGUGAAGAUGAAAAGUCCCAGUUGAAUCUGAGACUGAAAGCACUGGGCCACAAUUUGGCUGGUACGAUAGCUGUAAGAGUCCUGCUACCUGUGUUUAGUCAGGUGUAUGAUAGGAUGGUAGACACACACAAGGGAAGUAUCGGUCCUCUUAUGGCAAUCUUGUCAGAUCAUCUCAGUGCUAUGGAUAAGACUGACAUGGCCGGGUACCAGCCGCAGAUGGUUGCCUUCUUCCUGGUUGCAUUGGACUACAGAGCAAAAAAUGCAGAUGAAAGUUUAGAUGAUGUCGAUGAUGUGGAAGGUCAUGUGAUCAGUGCCAUGAUGACGCUGGUAAUGAAGAUGUCGGAGGCCAGUUUCAGACCAAUGUUCAUCAAGGCGGUUGACUGGGCAACACGUGGCACCGCCCCCAAGGAUCGUUUGCUGACCCUGUAUCGUCUCUCUGACGCCAUCGCUGAUAAACUCAAGAGUCUCUUCACGUUAUUCGCUGGUCACUUAGUGGCCAAGGCGGCAGAUUUAUUGGACAUCAAUAAUACUUGCAAAACUGACAAGCAGUUCUUUGAAGGCGUUGCCCACGGCGAUGAGAAGUCAUCUUUACUCCUCAUCUACAUCUUAGACUGCCUCCAUAAGUGUUUCAUGUAUGACAAGGGAGGAUUUGUCUCCAAGGAACGCUUCCAACGACUCAUGCAACCACUUGUGGAUCAGAUUGAAAACAUGCAGGGAACCGACGCAGCUUACCAGGACAGAGUAACCAAUCACUUGACUCCGUGCAUCGCUCAGCUCCUAGUUGCAUCACAUGACUCGUCGACAUGGCAACCACUGAAUUACCAGGUGUUAUUGAAGAUGAGGCAUAGCUCACCAAAGGUGAGAUUUGCAGCUUUGACUGUUCUUCAAGAACUUCAUAAGAAACUUGCUGAGGAUUACUUGUCUCUGUUACCUGAGACUAUUCCAUUCCUGGCAGAGCUAAUGGAAGAUGAGUCAGUGGAGGUGGAGCAGCAGUGUCAACUUGUUGUCAAUGAGCUUGAGAAGACUCUGGGUGAGCCGCUGCAGAAGUACUUCUAGGUAUUUUUGAGAUUCUUGAUUUGUACGCACCCAGCUUUCACAUAAGAUUGGUUUUUAAACACGGUGCUGGGAGCGCAUGAUUUUUCAUGUGCUGUUGCAGCCGUCGAAUUAAAUACAUUCUAUAUUGUCAAAGCAGUGACAUUUUCAAAAUAACAAAUGUUAGUAUUAUUAUUAUUAUCGAAAAUUGUACUUUAGGGAGAUGUUCCCAUAGGGCUGUGCACAACAUUUUCAAACUUUCAUGACCCGCAACCCCCAUGUUACCUUAUCCUACCCCAACAGAUUUUGGUAUAAUUAUUUAUGUUUUGGACCACGAGCAAUUGAUCUAGCCUAUUUGCAACAAUAAGAUUUUGCCUCUAAAAAGCAGUUGUGACAAAAUCAUGUCUUCUAAAGGGUACCUUUACAGGAAUUAUGUUAAUGACAGUGGCGUUCCAAAAACAGGCUUUGUUUUUAAGAUUCAUGUAUGCAUUUGAACACUUUAGGGAACAUGCACAGGCAUUCUGUAGAUUGUCAACGUUUUUAUUGACAAGUAAUGCAAAUUUAAACCUUGCGCACAUUGUUUCUUGUAAUGUUCUUGGAUGAAAUCAGCAGGAACAGCAAUGUCCCAAGUUAGUCCGGAAAUUUUGGGACUCCAUAGACAGUGAAAACAUGCAAUACAAGAAAAUAGACUGGCACAUGAAACAACCAGUCCAACACCUCUUUAGUUCUCAUCAAUCAACUGUGUCAAUAGAAACAUUUGGUACCUAUAUAGUCUGUAUUUCUACACAUUCUCUAUUUCUACAUAUAGUAAUGCCACCAGACUACUGAUGAAGGGUCAAUCCUUCCAUAAAGUUGGACAUGUACCAGUCUAGUCUUAGGCCUCAAAUUGAAAUCACUUAGCUUCAGUCUCAGGUGCAAAAUAUUAAAGAAAAGUCGUCUUCAAAAAUUGAAUUGAAACCUGAAGCUUGGUUGGUGAAAUACUGAGGACCUUGUCUUUGCCUAAUGAAAGUUUUGGAGAAUUUUGCUGGCUAAAGAGUGAGCAAAGUUGGUCACAUUUUGUUUUGCCUGGUCCCAAGCGUGAGAUCAAAACUGCAUUUUUACGUACUUCCACGUUGAAGCCUAUCGGCCUGUCCAACCAUUGAGCUACAGCAAAAUUUUCACGUAUUGACUGCACAAUUUGAUUUUUUUCUCGGCAAAUAUGGAAUAACUUCAGCCAAAAAAAAAAGCAGAAACAAAAUGCGAUGUUCAGGUCACAUUUGGAGGAUAUUUGACAGACAAUGAGAAUCGUGUUAAUUUGUGUUGAUUCUCAGAAUAUUGUUUUUUAUUCAGAAGUAAUUUGUGUACACGUUUCGACUGGUGAAACUGAAUAAAUAUACAUCAGAGAUCGAAUAAACAGAAAAGGUUCGUUUUCGGUUGUUACUUUUUGGUUUGGUUAGAUGUUUAUGGCUCUCCUUUAUGUCAUAUUUUUUUUGAGAUAAAAAGGAAUAAAAUUGUGUGGUGUUACAGGAGAGAGUUCAAAUCCAAA
Messenger RNA from Patiria miniata (bat star), 8282 nucleotides. Its product is annotated as HEAT repeat-containing protein 1-like. The record is from RefSeq and is a predicted model, not a curated record. The transcript has 44 exons. Gene Ontology annotation, molecular function: snoRNA binding. The coding region runs from base 146 to 6781 and encodes 2211 amino acids. Lineage: Eukaryota; Metazoa; Echinodermata; Asteroidea; Valvatida; Asterinidae. Gene Ontology annotation, cellular component: 90S preribosome; t-UTP complex; small-subunit processome. Gene Ontology annotation, biological process: positive regulation of transcription by RNA polymerase I; maturation of SSU-rRNA from tricistronic rRNA transcript (SSU-rRNA, 5.8S rRNA, LSU-rRNA).